UCCUUGUAUUUAUACAGUGUUUUGUCAGUGAGAGCUCACUGAUUGUCUUCAUCAUGACCAUCAUCUCUCUGCUCCUGCUGGCCUCUCUGCUGCCACACCUGACCUUCACUGCUCAUGUGAAUGUGGGUAUAGUGAAUGGCACAGAGGCAAAACCCCACUCCAGACCUUACAUGGUUUCUCUUCAGAAGGACAACAGACAGCAUAAGUGUGGUGGAUUCCUCAUUUCUGAUAGAUUUGUCAUGACUGCUGCACACUGCAGGAAGAAAAAUGAGACACUGACAGCUGUGAUCGGUGCGCAUGACCUAACAAAGAGUGAAGGGUCUGUCCGCAUUGGUGUGAGUCCUACCACAAGCAUCCAGACUUUAAAAGAUCACACUUUGCAGAACGACAUUAUGCUUUUGAGGCUAGAGAAAGAAGUCGAACAAAACGAGAUUGUCAAGAUAAUUUCCAUACCAACACAAGAGGGAGACAUCAAACCUGAUUCUGUCUGCAGUGUCGCCGGCUGGGGAAGACUGAGUCUUAAAGGGAAAAAGAGCAAACGUCUCAUGGAAGCAGAUGUGAAGAUCAUGAAUAACACAGAAUGCAAAAAUAAAUGGAAAAAAAAAUACUCAGCCUCAGAGAUGAUGUGUGUCUAUGGCCAUGGAGGAAGCUGUAGUGGGGAUUCAGGAGGUCCUUUGGUUUGUGGAGACACUGCAGUCGGUGUCACUUCCUUUGGUGGUGGAAAAGAAUGCAACAGUCGUGAACGACCUGAAGUUUAUACAAAGAUUUCAGCAUAUCUUCCAUGGAUCCACUCCAUAAUUGCAAAUGUUAAGUGAUUUUUGCAAUGAGAUAAGAAAUAAGUAUUUGUUUAAAUGUUCAAUAAACAAAUCUAUGAAGCAUCAA
This is a messenger RNA of Labeo rohita (rohu), 882 nucleotides long. Its product is annotated as duodenase-1-like. Lineage: Eukaryota; Metazoa; Chordata; Actinopteri; Cypriniformes; Cyprinidae. The transcript is spliced from 5 exons. The coding region runs from base 54 to 815 and encodes 253 amino acids. Gene Ontology annotation, biological process: proteolysis. Gene Ontology annotation, molecular function: serine-type endopeptidase activity. The record is from RefSeq and is a predicted model, not a curated record.